This is a messenger RNA of Bombyx mandarina (wild silkworm), 4313 nucleotides long. It is a transcript of the gene Trim9, whose product is annotated as E3 ubiquitin-protein ligase Trim9. Gene Ontology annotation, molecular function: zinc ion binding; protein binding. Gene Ontology annotation, biological process: axon guidance. Gene Ontology annotation, cellular component: neuron projection. Lineage: Eukaryota; Metazoa; Arthropoda; Insecta; Lepidoptera; Bombycidae. The record is from RefSeq and is a predicted model, not a curated record.
UUUUAUUCAUUCGGCUUGGUUUAAAGGUCUCGCAUCAGAGCCAUGCUGUUUAAAAAAGUUAUCAAUUGGUCGGUUUUGAGUUUUUGACGUCUGUUGACUAUUGUAUCUUGGAGUUGAUAUUUUUGAUCGGUGUUGUUGUAACUGUAUUUUGUUUGUUAUUGAAAUUGCUACAUUUUAUCUCUUAUCAUGACUAAAACUCGUACGAAAUUAUUUUGAUGACGACAUUACAUGGCUAAUAAACGAUAGUUGAAUUUAAAAAUACAUCAUGGAAGAAGAAAUAAGAUGUAAUGUUUGUAAAGAAUUCUACAGAGAACCCGUGCUUCUACCUUGUGGACACGCUGUGUGUCGGGUCUGUGCAGAAAAGUUGCAGGUUCACAUUCACGAUAAUGAAGGUUCAGGGUCGUCUAAUGAUUAUCAAGAAGCGGAUAAAGCAUCAGUGUCGAGUGAAACUGACAGUGGUGUGGUAUGUGGAUCAAGGCCUAAUAGUUACGCGGGAACCCCGGCUGUGCCAGCAUAUUCGUCUGCUGCAUUCAGUAUUACAUGCCCUUCGUGUAGGAAACUAGUUUACUUGGAUGACAACGGAGCUGAUGGACUCCCUCCAUUUCGCGUUAUGCGAACAAUUGUUGAACGUUUCGGGGGCGUCACUGGUGCACCGCCUGCAGAAGAAGCAUGUCAAAUGUGUGAAGGAGAACGUCGUGCAGCUGUUGUCCGUUGCGAACAGUGUUCAGUGAGAUAUUGUGCUGCAUGUCGUGAUGCCUGGCAUCCUACUCGUGGCCCAUUAGCACAACAUGAAUUACGGGCUCUAGGGACUACUUGCGCUGAUCAUGGUUUUCCUCCAGUACAAUAUUGUGUAACAUGUUUAAUUCCCAUCUGUCAACGGUGUCUUACUGAGAGACAUUCAAUACAUGAAACACAACCUUUAGCAACAGCAGCAAGGACUCAUAAGACUGAAUUAUCACAAUCCCUGCAGCAUUUAUCAGAACAGGCCAAAUCCAUGACAGACUACAUACAAAAAGUAAAAGCUUCUGGUGAAAAAAUUAAUGAAUCUUGUGAGGAAUUGGAGAAGCAAAUUGACAAUGCAUGUGCAGAACUAACUUGUGCCAUAGAAAGACGACGAGAUGAAUUAAUUCGUGCAGCACGCAGUACCAAAUCUCAGGCAAUUGCAAACAUGAGAUCUCUUACUUCGCAUGCUGCGCAGAAACUAAGAGAAGCCACUGCCCUGCUACACUUCUCUAUUGAAGCAUUAAAAGAACCAGAUCAGGCUGCAUUUCUUCAGGUGGGCAACAUUCUGUCUAUACGAGCACAAGAAACUGCUGCCAAUUUAUGUACGUCCUUGGAGCCGCCUCCGUCUCCGCCGGCGCUUAACUUGGAUAUAGAACCAGUAUUGCGUACAGUUAAAAGCAUGAAUUUUGUUGAAUGUACACCUGUUGAGAACUCAAUGAAAUUGUCAGCACCGGGCGCUCCGGAAAUGGCAGUAGAGGCUUGUGCGGCUCGCGGGUGCUCGUGCACGCUGGCCUGGAAGCCGCCGCCCGCGCCCUCCGCCGUGCGCGGAUACGUACUGGAAUUGGAUGAUGGACUCGGGGGACCGUUUCGGGAAGUGUAUUGCGGUCGGGAAACCGUCUGUACAAUCGACGGCCUCCAUUACGCGUCGCUGUACAGCGCCCGCGUUAAGGCAUUCAACGGAGCCGGCGAGGGACCCUAUAGCGAAAUAAUAGGAUUGCAAACUUCACCGGUGGCGUGGUUCACGUGGGACGCGCGGUGCAGCUCGGGCGGGGGGGGCGGCGGGGUGUCGCUGUCGGCGGACGGCGCGCGCGCGGCGGCGGCGGGCUGGCAGCCGCGCGUGGUGCUCGCCGACCAGCCGCUGGCGCGCGGCUUGCACUACUGGACGCUGCGGCUCGACGCGUACGACGGAGACGCGGACCCCGCCUUCGGCAUCGCCCGCGCCGACGUCGCCAGGGAUAAGAUGCUCGGUAGCGACGCGCUGGGCUGGGCGAUGUACAUCGACGGGUCGCGGUCGUGGUUCGUGCACGGCGGCGCGCACGGCGGGCGCACUGCGGGCGGCGUGCGGUGCGGCUCCACUGUGGGCGUGCUGCUCGACCUCACGCGCGGCACGCUGCGCUUCACCGUCGACGACCAUCCACAGGGAGACAUCGCAUUCACCGGACUGCGCGGCGCCUUCUACCCCGCGGUGUCGCUGAACCGGGGCGUGGCCGUGACGCUGCAGCCGGGCCUGCCCCCGCCCGAGCGGCUCCUCUCGCAGCUCGCCGCCGAGUGAGCCGUAGACACGUGUUCAUUGAACUGCCGAGGCCGGCGCUCUCUGACAACGCUGCGCCCACACCCUGGACCACGGGUAGAGCUGUCACUACAUUCUAUCUGCGAUGAGUUUAUCACGCUAUUUUACUAUUAGUAAAAUACCCAAAAUAGUUUUAAAGCCACUUUGAAAACAUAACGAUUAAAAUUAAUUUUCUUAACCCAGAAAAAUUAUGUAUUUAAAAUAAAGUAUAUGCUUUUUUUUUUGGAUCGACAGUUGAAUCACGAGAAUGAAAAAUAGAACAGACGAUUUUUAGGAUGUGUUACAAAAUACCCUGAUGUUUGAAAGGGGGGUUUUAUUUAUUUAACUUAUUUAUUUGUAUUUUGGGCACUAAACCUUAAUGUGUUAUAUAUUUAAAUAGUGUGUUCAAUGAACAAAUUGUAAUGAUUCCCGUAAAACAGAAAAAUAUUUGUUUCAAGGCGCCCUCUGCUCACGAAUUGAACGAUAUGGCAUUUUGAAAUUCCCAUAUCUGAGUAAUGAAAUUACAUAAAUACAAACAAUUUAAUCAUAAUAUUAAUCAAAUGGAUAGUAGUUACAUUUGAUAUAUUUGUUUUCGAGAAAUCGUUUGGGCACGCCAUGGAAUAUGAUAUUCCAUUCUCAACUUUAUGUUAAAUGUGAAUGGGUGCAUAAUGUAUUUAAUAUCACAAUUAGACAGCGCCUUUUAUAAAAUAACUAUAUAGUUCGGCUUAAAUAAUAACUAAAAACGUUCCGAGCCCCGUCCUUGAUAUAAUAUUUAACGUUGACAUUUAUUCGAAGUCAUCAAACUUGUUUCUGUACAAUAUAUUAUUACGAAUAUUCAUAGUGAGUUCGAGAAUUCAGUCUUAUUUCGGCAUACAAUAUAGUCUUAAUAAUACAAAAUAAAUGUAACGUGAAUAUUCAUAGAAUUUAAUGAAAUUAAUGCGAGUGUAGCUAGGCAUUUAUAUUAAGGAAUUUCAAAAUUAAUAUUAGCAACCAACCGCUACUAAAAAUCAAACUAGUCUUAUAUAUUCGUUGAAAUUCUUAUUGCCGUUUAUAUACUAGUGUAAAAAUAGUUUUAAAUUACUUUACACUUACAAUGAUUGGAUUAGGCAUUAACUUAUUUUAAAUUAUUUAUUAAUUAAGUAUUACACUGUGCCAGAUAACAUUAUGUUAAAAUUUAAUGGUUCUAGUGUUUUAAACAUAUUUUUUUUCUAUAAAUUAAUACUUAAAUAAGAAAAUAUUUUAAGCGACGAGACUGUCAUUAAUUAUCAAUAGUUUAAUAUUUAAUUACAUUACUUUUUAUUCUAAAUAUAAAGCACACGUCUUAAGCCAAGAUUGAUUAAUGUUGUCUUAAUAGUAUAUUAUUAAUAUUUAAUUACAGAAUACAUUACUAAAUUGUAAGAAUACGAAAGAAAACCUGGCAGUCUUAUCGCUAAACGUUCAGACAGGUUAUAAGCGUAAAAUAAUAAUUAAAUCUUGGAAAUAAGUUUGUAGAUUACUGUACUCUUUAAUUUCCAAUAUUAGUUUUAUAGCUUUGGUAUAAUUAGUCCGUACUUAAACUUAACGUAAUUAAUAAUAUUAUGAAAGAUCAAAUACUUUUAAAUUUGUAUUCAUAAUAAUCAUGUUAUAAUUAAAUAAUUAUUAACAACAUAAUCGGUCAAACAGGCUUAAAAAUGUAUAUUAAUCGUUAUUUGUACUUAAACGUUGUGCGUGUGUUGGUUAAAAUUUUCUUUAAAUUGAUUCUACAUAGAGCUCUUAAUCGUACUAAAUAGAUAACUUUUAUAUUGGACUAAUGUACACCGUCCUUGAAUGUAUAAAUUUGAAAGGUUUUUUUUCUUUGUCAUUUUGACAGCUUUCACGGCCGACAUCUUUAUAUUCAACGGUAAAUUCGUUUCGUUGUGUGUUUUUUUCCUUACUGUCGAAGUCGUCUUCUUUUUUUACUUGAAUUUGCUUAAUAAUUAGUGUCAGAAGUGCAAGCUGCUACUGCAGGAAGCAGAGAAACAUAUCAACUGAUUGCUGAUUUAAUGAUUACAUGAAAUUAUUG